This is a messenger RNA of Fusarium verticillioides 7600, 1362 nucleotides long. RefSeq lists its product as hypothetical. The transcript has a single exon. Lineage: Eukaryota; Fungi; Ascomycota; Sordariomycetes; Hypocreales; Nectriaceae. The record is from RefSeq and is a predicted model, not a curated record. Bases 208 to 1203 code for a protein of 331 amino acids.
CGAGAGGCUGGUUAGCUGAUUGAUGGAUGAUCGGGUUGAAGAUGGACGAAAUGGGGAUAUAAAAUGUGACUGGAAUCUUCAGAUAGAUCAAUUCCAUUAUCCUCAUCCUCAACACCAUCUUCAUCUCUACAGCUCAGUCAAACACUCAACUCUUUUAUCCUUGCAAGCUCUUUAAACCCCACCAGUCCCGAUCAUCAAGGAUUCAACAUGAACAAGUUCAUCAUCGCCCUCACCGUGGCUUCCGCAGUCUCUGCUGCCCCUCUGUACAGCAGCGAUGAUUGCCAGGAUGCCUAUAAAAAGUGCGUCGCCGCGGGAACCCCAGAGGUCGCAUGCUCAUGCACUCUGACCGCCUGCGCCGGUGAGGAUAGCGCUCGCAUCCGCGAGUGGUGCUCUUCUGCUACUGCAUCCCUCGCUCAGCCAACCAAGACCGAGAUUCCCGGAGGAUGUAAUCCUGCUCAUCCCGGAUCGUGCCCUUCAUCCUACUUCACCAAGUACACUGCCCCAGCUGAGACAUUCACCUCUAUUCCAGGCAUUCCUGGUGGUUGCAACCCGGCCCAUCCUGGUUCAUGCCCUUCUUCAUACUUUACCAAGACCUAUACUGCUCCGGCUCAGACCUUCACCUCUAUUUCUGGUAUUCCCGGAGGCUGCAAUCCUGCUCACCCCGGAUCUUGCCCAUCAAGCUAUUUCACAUACCCCAUCGCUUCCAAGACUUCGGUACUACCUGUCCCCGUGCCCGCUCCUACCGAAGACUGCUCUGAGGGUACCAAGACCGAGGCUACCAAGCCUGAGGGUACUGGCUCUGAAGGUACCACUUAUCCCGAGCCUAAGCCUGUUGAAGGCGAGACUUGGACUAUCAAGGAUCUUACUCGCUACUGUGGUGAGGGUAACGAAGGUUGCGAUUACAACUUUGAGAUCGCUGCCGACGGAAAGACUGAGCGCUGCACGAUUAUCCGCAUGCCCGGAAAGGACGCUGCCACUGAGACCUGGUCUAACGAGCCCUGCACUGAUGGCUCUGAGUUUACAGUCUCUUGGGGAUAUGUGACCGAACCAGCCCCUGCUUUUGCUGUUGUUUCCGUCGUCAAGGGCAAGGAUAUUGCCUGGUUUGGUGUUUCUAAUGUCAACGGCCAGGAGGCCACUGCUUCCAACCCCUUUGGCUCCGGAGAGUUCGGUGAUCUUGGGCCUGAGCAGGUUUACACUUACUAGAGGAUUUUACGCAUCAGGAUGAGGAAGGAUACGACAUACGGUUCAUGAUUUGAAUGAUUAAUACAGCCGCUCAUUACGUAAUUUUAGAACUAAUACAUAGACUUCAUUCUUUUAGAUAGUUCAAACAUAAAUAGAGAUAUAUCAAGGUUCAACAGCCCA